AUGCCCCCAGUCAAGAAGACCCCCAAGCGUCCGUCCGCCAUAACGCGGAUCAAAAAGCUCAAGCACUUGGACAAGCCAAUCUUCAAGAAAAAACAGGCUAAUGCUGCUAAUGUGUCCUCUAGCGUCCUUCACGAUGAACGAACGUUGGUCAAAGACUCGCAAACAAUAUUUAGUGACGACGAGAACGCGCCUCCUGCCCGAACUCAAAGACACAAGCAGCGCAUAGCAAGACAGAAACGUAAUUCAGAGUCUUUGGCUGCCGACUCUGGGUCAGAAUCAGAACGCGGGAUCGACGAGAUCCACACAUUCACGCAAAUGGUGUCGAAAAAAAGUAUGAGGACAAAAUGGGCACCGCUACCGCCAAACGUGUCUUCUUAUCUGGACACUAUUCUUAACCUCUAUGUCGAGGAAAGCAUUUCGCAGAUUCCAUUCAGAAGCAACAAAGAAAGAUUAGCUUUUAGGACAUUGGUGAAGGACACGAUUGUAAAGCCUCUUGCUAGGAAAAUGCGGGUGGCCCGAUUUCCUGGAGAAAUCAAAGAGCGCCUCCUUGAUCAAGAGCAAUUGGAUGAGGAGAAUAUGCGAUUGGAAGCCAAUUUUAGUGCAAACUUGCGUCAGCUCGAAGUGCUUCGUGUCCAAGAGCAGAAAGAACAAGCUUUGCUUGAUAGCGAGGAAAAGUAUUUUGAGCAGUUCAAGAAAUCAGUGGAGCGCCAGGAAGAGCUCAUGGCCAAGGACAUUCUCCCCUACGCUGAUUUGGCAGACGACUUACAAAUAUCCGAGCCAAGACCCGGACUUCAACGAGUCGAUGAACACAUUGGAUAA
Ogataea angusta is the source of this 819-nucleotide messenger RNA. RefSeq lists its product as uncharacterized. The transcript has 2 exons. The record is from RefSeq and is a predicted model, not a curated record. The coding region runs from base 1 to 819 and encodes 272 amino acids. NCBI's taxonomy places the organism in Eukaryota, Fungi, Ascomycota, Pichiomycetes, Pichiales, Pichiaceae.